This is a messenger RNA of Lodderomyces theae, 1263 nucleotides long. RefSeq lists its product as uncharacterized. Gene Ontology annotation, molecular function: oxidoreductase activity. Lineage: Eukaryota; Fungi; Ascomycota; Pichiomycetes; Serinales; Debaryomycetaceae. Gene Ontology annotation, cellular component: mitochondrion. The record is from RefSeq and is a predicted model, not a curated record. The transcript has a single exon. Bases 1 to 1263 code for a protein of 420 amino acids. Gene Ontology annotation, biological process: carnitine biosynthetic process.
AUGUUGAAGUGUUUUGGUAGGUCGCAUUUGAGGCAUGUUAGGCUUCAAUCCACAUUAUCCUUAACAGGAUUCAAUAAUAAAGAAGUGUCGGUGAGCUUAAAUGGAAAGAGGGUCACUUUCAAAAACACAUUUCUUCGUGAUUCAUGUACUUCACCCGAGUCCAUUGACGUUUCAACAAGCCAAAAAUUGUUUACUACAGCAGAAGCAGCUAAUAAUCUUUCCAUCACGCAGGAACCCAAAAUUGUCGACAACAAGCUUACCAUCCAAUGGAGUAAUAACGGCAAACUUCUCAACUCAACUUACUCGGCAUCUUUCUUGGAGAAGUAUUCAACUCCAGCUGGACCAAGAAGGGACUUGUUUUUUGACAAUGACCGCACAUUGUGGAACCACAAGGAGCUCAUAUCCAACUUGGAUUCGUUGCAUCAUGAUUACGGCGCCUACUUGAAUGACGAAGAGACUUUUUUCAAAGCUGUUUUCAACAUGAACAAGUAUGGAAUAUGCUUCAUUGACAACAUUCCACGACCCACGUUGGACAAAAUGGAUGAAUCAAAUACACCACACUGGCCAGUAGCAAAAUUGGCUGAAAAAUUCGGAUACAUUCGCAAAACUUUUUACGGAUCCUUGUUUGAUGUCAAGAAUUUGAAAUCGGAAGCUAAGAACUUGGCAUACACAAACACAUUCUUACCCUUGCAUAUGGACUUGUUGUAUUACGAAUCACCCCCUGGUGUACAGAUGUUGCAUGCAAUUGACAAUUCUACUCAGGGUGGUGAAAAUAUCUUUUGUGACUCAUUCUUGGCUGCUGAACACGUACGUAAAGUUGACCCGCAAGCAUAUGCUGCUCUCACAAAGAUUCCAAUCACAUUUCAUUACGAUAACAACAACGAGUACUACUACUACAAGAGACCAUUGAUCAUUGAAGAUUCAGAAAUCACGGGCGGUUUCCCCAAAAUCCACGCAAUAAACUAUUCACCUCCAUUUCAAGGACCUUUUGAAGUUGGAAUCACAAAGGAUGAUCCAGCAUAUGACAUGUUUGACGAUUUCAUUCGUGGGUUCCAAUUGUUUGAAAAAUUCAUCAAUGAUCCCGCCAAUCAUUACGAGGUCAAGUUGCCCGAAGGAACCUGUGUGCUUUUCGAGAAUCGUCGUGUCCUACACUCGAGAAAUGAAUUCUCUGAUUCAAAUGGAGGUGAUCGUUGGCUAAUGGGCACUUAUGUUGACGGAGAUAGCCUACGUUCAAAACUACGUGUUGGAUAUCGUAAAUUCUAA